GUCCCACGGCCCCGACGCCAAGAUGCUGGAGCAGGGGCGGGGGCAGCCCCGCGCGCCGCUGACGCUGAGCCACAUGCUGCAGAUCGCCACGCAGAUCGCCUCCGGCAUGGUCUACCUCGCCUCCCUCCACUUCGUUCACCGGGACCUGGCCACCCGCAACUGCCUGGUGGGCCACGACCUGGUGGUGAAGAUCGGGGAUUUCGGCAUGUCCCGGGACAUCUACAGCACCGACUAUUACCGGGUGGGGGGCAGGACCAUGCUGCCCAUCCGCUGGAUGCCCCCCGAGAGCAUCCUCUACCGCAAAUUCACCACCGAGAGCGAUAUCUGGAGCUUCGGCGUGGUGCUCUGGGAGAUUUUCACCUACGGGAAGCAGCCCUGGUACCAGCUCUCCAACGCCGAG
Molecule: messenger RNA, 400 nt
Organism: Phaethon lepturus (White-tailed tropicbird)
Lineage: Eukaryota; Metazoa; Chordata; Aves; Phaethontiformes; Phaethontidae
Product: high affinity nerve growth factor receptor-like
Exons: 2
Biological process (GO): regulation of phosphatidylinositol 3-kinase/protein kinase B signal transduction; protein phosphorylation; multicellular organism development
Cellular component (GO): signaling receptor complex; axon; membrane
Molecular function (GO): neurotrophin binding; transmembrane receptor protein tyrosine kinase activity; neurotrophin receptor activity
Source: RefSeq, a predicted model, not a curated record